Monopterus albus (swamp eel) is the source of this 1149-nucleotide messenger RNA. Its product is annotated as cilia- and flagella-associated protein 58-like. Lineage: Eukaryota; Metazoa; Chordata; Actinopteri; Synbranchiformes; Synbranchidae. The annotation marks the transcript as partial. The transcript has a single exon. The record is from RefSeq and is a predicted model, not a curated record.
CAUGGCCUGAUCUGUGACGUCAUCAAGUCUCUAUCAGCAACUACAUCUAACCAGGUAGUCUACACAACUUCAGACCUUCUAUAACUGACACACCAGUGUGAGGAAAGAACUUCAACGAUAACAAAUAAAGACGACAAAUAAUACAGACGACAUCUGUUCAGAGAAAUACUACAGUGUUUGGGAACAAACUGAUUCUACCACUUAAAAAAAAUGGCAUGUUCUACCGGCAGACCUAAAAACGGCAAAGCACUUCAAGAAGAAAUAAGGAGGCUUCAUGGGAUGUUAAGGAUAGGCAGAGUUAACUUUCAUUAUGAACAAUACUGGAGGAUCCAAUUUAGCCAGGAGCUGAAUGAGACAAAGCAACAGCUGGCUUACCAGAAAGCCAAGACUGAAUCCUUUAUCAACAAGGAAAAAGAAACUAGAAAGGAGCUUGAGAGGCUGAGGCAGUACAGUAAUGCAGAAGCUCUCAGUGCUUCAAACAUCGCCACUCAGGUGGGCAAUGAUAUCAAAAGGAAGAAGAAAAAAGAUCUUCAGAGAAAUUACAAGGAGCUGAAAGUGGCACAUGUGAUAAGCCAGGAGAGGCUUAUGGGCGAGCUCAAUGUGGAGAAGGACAAGAACAAGGCUCUCCAAGUAGAAAUGGAGAAGCUCAGAGCUUCACACCAUGUGCUCAGCCUAAAAAUUGAAAACCUCACACUCAAGCAGCAGAUCGAAAGCCUUCAGCGUGAGCAUGAGACUGAGAAAACGAUUAACACCCUGAAGGCAGAGAAAGACGCCCUUCAUCAUGAGCUAGAGAGUGAAAAGCUUGCUCAUGCAGAAAGGGAAGAGCAAAGUCAAAAACUGCUCGACACUAUGAAGGCUGAGAAAAACACCCUUAAGCGUGAGCUACAGUACGAACAGCUUGCUCAAGUAGAAAGGACAAAGCAAAGUCGAAACUUGAUCGACACCCUGAAGGCGGAGAAAGACGCCCUUCAGGGUGAGGUACAGUGCGAAAAGCAAGCUCAUAUAACAAGCAAAGAGCAAGGUCUAUGGCGGAUCAACACUCUACAGGCUGAACUAGAGAAUGAAAAACUUGCUCAUACAGAAAGGGCGGAGCAAGAUCUCAAGCUGAUCAACACCUUGAGGAUGGAGAAAGACACCCUUCAGCGUGAG